AUGUGUUUGCUUCAGACAAAGGACUGUCGCCCGAAGCAAUAUGGUAACUCCUGGGCUCCUGGACUACAAUGGGCUAAACGCGGCGAAGACGAUGAAAUCAUCGGCGACAUGGCUAAUGAAGGAAUAAUUGAACCAUCCAGCAGCCCUUGGACCUCACCUGUGGUGAUAGUGAAAAAGAAAGAUGGCAGCCCGAACUUUUGCGUAGAUUAUAAGCCAAAGAAAGUUAUCCUUAUGAAAAGCGGCUACUGGCAAGUUCGUCUGGAUCCUGAACAUCGCGAGAAAACAGCCUUUAGCAGAGGGUCGGGUUUAUGGCAGAUCAUGCCCUUUGGUUUGUGUAACGUCUCCGCGACCUCUCAAGAUGUGACGUUACCCCCGAAUAUUGACGAUUCCUUCAGUAGUAGCGAUGUCAUUGUUCGUGAGGGCGCAAAUGAAACUUUGACCUGUAGAGCUACGGGUUCGCCACAACCUAGCGUAAAAUGGAAACGAGACGACAAUUCCAAAAUUUCGAUCAACAAGACUCUGACAGUUUCCGAGUGGGAAGGCGAAACGUUGGAAUUAACGAGAAUAUCCCGACUCGACAUGGGUGCGUAUUUGUGCAUCGCUAGCAAUGGAGUUCCCCCAACUGUCAGCAAGAGGAUAAAAGUGAGCGUUGACUUUCCUCCAAUGCUGUGGAUACCCCAUCAACUUGUAGGAGCGCCGUUAGCUUACUCCGUUACCUUGGAGUGCUUCACGGAGGCGCACCCCUCAUCUCUAAACUACUGGACCCGCGAAGACGGUCACAUGAUCCACGAAUCCAGGAAAUAUCAUACAGAAAAUAUCGUAGGCGUUCCGGCGUACAAGACUCACAUGAGGCUCACUAUCAACAAUAUCCACCAAACCGACUACGGCACCUACAAAUGCGUUGCCAAGAAUCCACGCGGUGAAACGGACGGCACUAUCCGCCUUUACACUUCUUCACCUCCGACGACCUCUCCAAAGCCGACAACUACGGAGACUCCCAGUCGCAUGAAGGACAUCUGGGGAAAUGGGGACUUCAACAACUCCGUCUACGGAAACCCAUCUUCUCUCACUGUCCACUUCUCGGACAAAGGUUCUAAGUAUCAAUCUAAUCUUAAUGAAAUCGAUAAGUCGGAACAAAAAUCCGGAUCAGAAAUCGACAGCAAAGGGGCGAUUUAUGAAUGGCCUUCCUCCGAAGAGAGCUCUGCAGGAAACUACCAAGGGAAACCUUCAACGUGGACGUUUAUUAUAUUACUCUACCUUCUGUUACGGUGAAUAAAUGGUGUCUAUUAUCUAUUGAAAUAAAUGUAUCCAUUAAGUUCAAUCAUCAGUAGGAGUAGUAAAAUGACAAAAUACUACCUUAAGAUAGCUAAAAAAAGCGACGCUUGCACAAAAAACAAAAGGCAUGAAUGUAAAUGUACAAUUGUAUAUGUUCAUCUGUUUUAAAUGAAGACUGACGUCACUAGAAAGUGUAACUUUUCGUUAGUUUAAGUUGGCCUGUAUUUAAUUAAACUUAGAAUUAACAUAGGAAAAAUUACCAUUAAGACGUAGUUCGAGAGUGGAUC
Photinus pyralis (common eastern firefly) is the source of this 1562-nucleotide messenger RNA. Its product is annotated as lachesin-like. The record is from RefSeq and is a predicted model, not a curated record. The transcript has 8 exons. Gene Ontology annotation, cellular component: neuron projection. Bases 1 to 1272 code for a protein of 423 amino acids. NCBI's taxonomy places the organism in Eukaryota, Metazoa, Arthropoda, Insecta, Coleoptera, Lampyridae.